Aspergillus pseudotamarii is the source of this 1674-nucleotide messenger RNA. Its product is annotated as mitochondrial carrier domain-containing protein. The transcript has 3 exons. Lineage: Eukaryota; Fungi; Ascomycota; Eurotiomycetes; Eurotiales; Aspergillaceae. Gene Ontology annotation, cellular component: mitochondrial inner membrane. The coding region runs from base 327 to 1331 and encodes 334 amino acids. The record is from RefSeq and is a predicted model, not a curated record. Gene Ontology annotation, molecular function: S-adenosyl-L-methionine transmembrane transporter activity.
UACCUCCACUAUAAGAAUUAAAGUUGUUUUAGUCUGUCGGUAAAGAGCAAGAGAAAAAUAUCUCAAUGGGGAAUUUGCAGCAAUAUCAGUCCUCGAAUCGGUUCCCGCGGAGCCCGGAAUAAACUCAUCCAAUAGUGAAAAAGCUUCGCUGCCUGGCAUCAAGUCUAAUAUCUACCUACAUCGCUGUAUUCUAAUAUAGCAACUGACUGUGACCUGUCUCAAAGUAUAGAAAGAAAACUCAAAGCCUCAUGAGGUGAUGUCUGCCAAGACAAUUGCAAAGUCCACGAUUGAACUUCCUCGUCCUCCCGUGUCUGUCGAUAGUCAAGAUGUCCGCCGAGCCACUCAGUAUAUUACUGGCAAGCACAACCGCAUCCCUCUCACUAGAUCUAUUUAUCCAUCCCUUAGAUACGAUCAAAACCCGCAUCCAGUCUCGUGAAUACUCGCAGUUCCUGAGAACCAACACAGGAACCAGCAUAUGGCGACACCCAGGGAUAUUCCGCGGCCUUUACCAAGGCAUUGCGAGCGUCACCGCUGCCUCGUUUCCCACAGCGGGUGCAUUUUUCAUCACGUAUGAGUAUACACAGUCAGGGCUCCAAGUCAUACAUCAAAAGCUUGGAACGCAUAAGUCUAGCUCAGCUCAGAUCUUUUCCGAUUUUUGCGCGGCCUCCGUUGCGGAUCUUGCAGCUUGUGGAGUCUAUGCUCCGGCUGAUGCUUUGAAACAUAACGCGCAGAUGAUCCAAUCACACCAAUCGGAUGCAUCAGCACACGUGGCUGGGGGAAAAAUAGGCGGUGUAGCCCAAAAAGCAACACGAUUAGCUUUCAAGAAGUUUAUCAACCCUAAACAGCUUUGGAGCGGAUACCCUGCUCUUGUGGCGCAUAGCUUGCCAGUGUCGGCAAUUCAGAUGCCUCUGUACGAGACUUUUCGGUGUCGCAUUUCUGAGUAUAGAUUUGGAACUCGAGAGGAGGUGUCGGAAAGGCCAAGAGGUUAUGGAAAGAAACAGACCCAUUUGGCAUUGGGCGAGGCCGCUGCGACAGCCGCGAUUAGUGCUGCAGUGUCUGGCGGUAUAGCCAGUGUCCUGACAGCACCAAUGGAUAUGGUCCGGACACGAAUCAUGCUUGAUGCGGCAGACAUAACCGUGCCGCAGAAGAAAAAGAUGAUCAAUACCGUUCGAGAGGUCGUACGAACGGAUGGCCCGAGGGGCCUAUUCCGAGGGUGUGCUAUCAACACGUUCAUGGCGGCCGUCGGAUCAGGAUUAUACUUUGGUCUCUACGAGAGCACCAAGUGGUGGCUAGGCUCUGACUCGAUGGAGCACCGUGCUAUGUUAGAAUAGGGGGCGAUGGGAAAUCUUGUAUAUAAUGAUGUUUGUUUGUACGAUAGUGGCUGACUGUAUAUUAGUGAUACCCCACUCUAAGAAAGUAGAUCAAUCUCCAGCAACAUCUUCUCGGAAAAUCCUGUCUUGACUACAGUUAUCUGUGGAUCGCGCAAACUGCUAACUGUCAGGUUACGUCAGUCCACCUCUAAGUGUAUUGACCCUGCUAGGGUAAAGUAAGUUCGGUGGAUGUACCCACAAUUAGUCAACAUUGACUUCCUGUACUUGUUGUUUUGAGACUCGCGAAAUUAGAAUAUGAGGCGAGAAAGUUAAGUGCCAGAUAUACGACAACUGCCUUUGAACU